This is a messenger RNA of Helianthus annuus (common sunflower), 804 nucleotides long. RefSeq lists its product as uncharacterized. The coding region runs from base 1 to 804 and encodes 267 amino acids. The record is from RefSeq and is a predicted model, not a curated record. The transcript has 2 exons. NCBI's taxonomy places the organism in Eukaryota, Viridiplantae, Streptophyta, Magnoliopsida, Asterales, Asteraceae. Gene Ontology annotation, molecular function: nucleic acid binding; zinc ion binding.
AUGUCUCGAUUGGUUCCUUACUUGGUUACACCAGAAUCAAAACGCAUAGCUCGAUUUAUUGGGGGUAUAGCCCCGGCGAUUAAAGCUAGUGUGAAAGCAUCAAGACCUACUACCUUUAGGUCAGUAGCUGAUUUGUCAUUAUCUCUUACCCUCGAUGCGGUCAGGCAGAGAUCGCUUAGGAAUUCUGAUGAGGGGAAAAGGAAACGUGAGGAUGCUAACUCACACCGUUCAGAUAAGAAGCGUAAAGGGAACUCGGAUCACAAGAAGAGUUCGGGAUUUAAAAAGGAUGACCAACAGUCGGGUGAGAAGCCCAAAUGCAAGACCUGCAAGAAGCGUCAUCUGGGAAAGUGCAGGUAUGAAUCAAAAUCCCAAUCGCAGCCUAGGGCUUGUGGGAUCUGUAAAUCUAGUGAGCAUAAGACGUUGGAUUGUAAGAAGAUAAAGGAUGCGACUUGUUACAACUGUAACGAGAAGGGGCAUAUCAAGUCUAACUGCCCAAUGUAUGCCAAGAAACCUGAAGAAGGUAAGAAGACCAACGCUCGGGUCUUUCAAAUGAAUGCACAAGAAGCGAUUCAGAAUGACAACGUGAUAACAGGUACGUUUCUUAUCAAUGAUGUUUAUGAAAGGGCAUUAUUUGAUUUGGAUGCAGACAAGUCGUUUGUGGAUGAUAAAUUUUGUAAGUUAUUAAAUCUGCCUGAACAGAAGGUGCCACCGCGUGUUAGAGGUAGAGGAAGAGGCGUAAGGCCCCAAUCUUCACCAGUCAUGAUCAUGAGGCAGGGCCAUCUUACUGGCGAACUCCUUCAGUGA